CGGAGGGCGGCGGGGCGGCCUUGGCGGGCGGCCGGUGACACAGGCAGCCCGUCCGUCGCCACAGCCGCUUGUCGUCCCUGGGUGAAGCUAGCCCGCGGGGCGCCGUCUGCCUGCCCGGAGCCGAGCCGGAGGGGGCGGGGAAGCUGCUCAGCCGAGUCUGGGCGUCUACACCGCGACCGGGCCCGGGCCGGAGCGGCGACCGGCCGGGAGCCCAGCGUCGGGGAUGGACACUGGCUGUGCCGUGCGCGUCCCUCCUCCGUCGUGCUGCCCGCCGCUGGCGGAGCCGGAGGUCGCAGAGUGCUGAAGCUGUUGGAAGAUGGCAGAAGAAGUGGUGGUAGUAGCAAAGUUUGACUAUGUGGCUCAGCAAGAACAAGAGCUGGACAUCAAGAAGAAUGAGAGAUUAUGGCUUCUGGACGAUUCCAAGUCCUGGUGGAGAGUUAGAAACUCCAUGAAUAAAACGGGUUUUGUGCCUUCUAACUAUGUAGAAAGGAAAAACAGCGCUCGCAAAGCAUCUAUUGUAAAAAACCUGAAGGAUACUCUGGGCAUUGGAAAAGUGAAAAGGAAACCUAGUGUUCCGGAUUCUGCAUCUCCUGCUGAUGAGAGCUUUGUCGACCCUGGGGAGCGUCUCUAUGACCUCAACAUGCCUGCUUAUGUGAAAUUCAACUACAUGGCUGAGAGAGAGGAUGAAUUAUCACUGAUAAAAGGGACGAAGGUGACCGUCAUGGAGAAAUGCAGCGAUGGGUGGUGGCGGGGCAGCUACAAUGGGCAGAUUGGUUGGUUUCCUUCAAACUAUGUAACUGAAGAAGGUGACAGUCCUUUGGGUGACCAUGUGGGUUCUCUGUCAGAGAAAUUAGCAGCGGUCGUCAAUAACUUAAACACCGGACAAGUGUUGCAUGUGGUACAGGCUCUUUACCCAUUCAGCUCGUCCAAUGAUGAAGAACUCAAUUUUGAGAAAGGAGAUGUAAUGGAUGUUAUUGAAAAGCCUGAAAAUGACCCAGAAUGGUGGAAGUGCAGGAAGAUGAAUGGAAUGGUUGGUCUGGUGCCCAAAAACUAUGUUACCAUCAUGCAGAAUAAUCCGUUAACCUCAAAUCUGGAACCAUCGCCUCCACAGUGUGAUUACAUUCGGCCUUCACUCACUGGAAAAUUUGCUGGCAACCCUUGGUAUUAUGGCAAAGUCACCAGGCAUCAAGCAGAAAUGGCCUUAAAUGAAAGAGGACAUGAAGGAGAUUUUCUCAUUCGUGAUAGUGAAUCUUCGCCAAAUGAUUUCUCCGUGUCACUAAAAGCACAAGGGAAGAACAAGCAUUUUAAAGUCCAGCUCAAAGAGACUGUCUACUGCAUUGGGCAGCGUAAAUUCAACACCAUGGAAGAACUUGUAGAACAUUACAAAAAGGCACCAAUUUUUACAAGUGAACAAGGAGAAAAAUUGUAUCUUGUCAAGCAUUUAUCAUGACACCACUGCUCCAAAGUGACUGCCAUACAGCUUUAAUUCAUCAUGAAUUGAAGACAGAAAAUGUUGGUCCAGUCAUACUUGAUUGGAGUUGCUGUUUCUAACUCUGCGCGAGAAACUGAUAUACAGAAGUUUUUAUUAUAACUCAGCUUAUACACAUAUACUAUGUAUGCAGUGCAUUCACAUAGAACAGUUCCCUUGAGCUUCUAUUAUUUUCUGUUUUGCUUUUUCCCUUUUGCUUCAUAAGGGUUUUGUAUUUUGAAAAAAAGUCAAAUAAUAUAGAUCAGAAGUCUUUAUAUGGAAAAAUUCCUUUACUGCCUUUUGUUAAUUUCCUUAUAAAGGCACCCUGUUCUGUUUUCUCUUCAUUCAUACAUAUAUAUAUAUAUAUAUAUG
Molecule: messenger RNA, 1840 nt
Organism: Ochotona princeps (American pika)
Lineage: Eukaryota; Metazoa; Chordata; Mammalia; Lagomorpha; Ochotonidae
Gene: NCK1
Product: NCK adaptor protein 1
Exons: 4
Coding region: 317-1450 (377 amino acids)
Biological process (GO): negative regulation of PERK-mediated unfolded protein response; positive regulation of endoplasmic reticulum stress-induced intrinsic apoptotic signaling pathway; negative regulation of endoplasmic reticulum stress-induced eIF2 alpha phosphorylation
Molecular function (GO): ephrin receptor binding
Source: RefSeq, a predicted model, not a curated record